CCAGACACUCCCAACUGCAGGAAUGUGCUCUCUUCCCAUGGCAAGAUACUACAUAAUCAAAGAUGCACAUCAAAAGGCUUUGUACACGAGGAAUGGCCAGCUCCUGCUGGGAGACCCUGAUUCAGACAAUUGUAGUCCAGAGAAGGUCUGUAUCCUUCCUAACCGAGGCCUAGACCGUUCAAAGAUCCCCAUCUUCCUGGGGAUGCAGGGAGGAAGUUGCUGCCUGGCGUGUGUGAAGACAAGAGAGGGACCUCUCCUGCAGCUGGAGGACGUGAACAUCGAGGACCUAUACAAGGGAGGUGAACAAACCACCCGUUUCACCUUUUUCCAGAGAAGCUUUGGAUCUGCCUUCAGGCUUGAGGCUGCUGCCUGCCCUGGCUGGUUUCUCUGUGGCCCAGCUGAGCCCCAGCAGCCAGUGCAGCUCACCAAAGAGAGUGAACCCUCCACCCAUACUGAAUUCUACUUUGAGAUGAGUCAGUAAGGAGACAUGAGGCUGGGGUCUAGUCUAGUGCCCCCAAACUGAGAUCCUCUU
Mus pahari (shrew mouse) is the source of this 532-nucleotide messenger RNA. RefSeq names its product interleukin 1 family member 10 (gene Il38). Bases 23 to 481 code for a protein of 152 amino acids. NCBI's taxonomy places the organism in Eukaryota, Metazoa, Chordata, Mammalia, Rodentia, Muridae. The record is from RefSeq and is a predicted model, not a curated record. The transcript has 4 exons. Gene Ontology annotation, molecular function: interleukin-1 receptor binding; cytokine activity. Gene Ontology annotation, biological process: positive regulation of gene expression; inflammatory response to antigenic stimulus; cellular response to lipopolysaccharide.